AUGUCUGCUCUGCUUGGAUACGCCCACUUGUUCCACACGCGGCUGAAUUUCAUCUUCAUCGUCCUCUUCGUUCUAUGGCUCAGCCUGCAAGACAUCUGUCUGGCUGUUCAAUGGCACAAUGUCAUCAUCAAGCACGUCACCCUGUCCUUGGUGUCGAUAGGGGCUCUGGCUCUGGCCAGCCUUUACUUUCGGGGUCACGCCUUUCGCCAAGCUUGGACCGGCGACGAGGAGCUGAUACCGUGCAAAGUAACGAGUUCAACUCGGGCCUCUACAGCCGACAGGUCAAUUUUGGUGGGAAAGCUGGUCUCGCUCUGCUCGGCGACUCAGAAAUGCACCAGCAGACAUGUGCCAACCCACCCCCGAUGCGUUGACCUCAAUUUCCACAACUGGGCGACGGUGAACCCAGAAGACCACCUCGCAAAUGGCGAUGCGUCGGUGACCUUGGAUCUCAAACUCAAAGCCUCCCUCAGGUCACAGGAAAUCGAGCCCGAGUACUUCUCUCAUGCUUACUUGGUCACGGCGAUCAAGGCACUUGGUUUUUGGCUCCCACCUCGCGUAUCACUUUGGUACCUCUACUCCAUGGACGGCGGACUCUCUUUCCUGGUACUUGAGGUGCACAGCGCAAGCGGUGAGCGCGAAUCCUUUAUUGGUUUCCCGAUGCCGGCCUCUCAAGCUACCCAAUCUACGAAUCCGGUGCUCGAUGUGUCCGGCCCACGCGUGUUCACUUUUGAGACCACCUUCCUGAAAGACCCUUCGGUCGCUGGACUUGGCUUAGAGGCUGGGGCAAAGACGAUCCGAACGACUGAUCCACUCGACUCGACGCAACGCAAGCGGCGGGGACUGAGCAUUGCCAUCGAACUCUCCGACCACGCUUCAAGUGGGCCAGGGGAGCUCAUUCUCGGCCUACAAGUUACAGGUGAGCCGAUCAGGGUUGGGCACAUUGGUGUCUUCGAGAAGCUCGCAUUCACCUAUUCCGUUCUGUCGACCAUUAUGGCCUCGAUGGUCACAAGCUGGUUCGACUGGAUCAGGCUCUGUCUCAGCCAGUAUCCCUUUGACGAGCAUAGCCGCGAGCAAUCCGAAGUAUAUGCCCAGCGCCCCGCCGACUUCUUGGAACGGGAUAUCGAAUUUGCCUUUGAAAAGUAUCUCCUCGCAUCCGGGGAAGCAAGCAAUUUACCUGUCGUGGUCCACUACCUUGCGAGCGGUGUCCAGAGGCGUCAGAAGACACGACCCACCGCAGCCCUCGCAGAAAGAUCCGAUGUAGUUGUUCACGUCCAGCUGAAAGUACUCACCCCAGAGUUCUAUAGGAGAUUUGUCGGGUACGCUCACGACAUGGAAGCUAUAUUUUGCGAGCUGCGGGAAAAUCGAACCGUCUGGACAGACAAACCCGAGGUCCUUGAUCAAUUGUUUCUGAAAAGGCCAGGUCGACCACUACAGACGCAGAGUCUCGUGGACUAUGUCACGUUCAGCCUCAUCCGAAUGUUGCGCAAGCGACCACCUCCUAUCAAGAGGCAAGCUUCAUCCGCUGGGUACGCAUCUGGUCUCCCAGCGGGCGUCGAUAUUCGACAAUUUCGAAUGUCUGCAAUGGAUGCUUUCAUCCUUUGCCAAGGAGACGACGACCUCAAACGGAGAUACCGGUCGGCUGUGCUUCAGCUGUUCCUGGCCGAGCGCCUCUUCUACGGUUCCGUACGCACGCUGAGCGUGGUGCGAGUUGUGUUCAGACUCACGAUAGCAUGGACCAUUGCCAAGGUCUGCACCUUAUCUGUUACGAAAUACACGAAUUGA
Molecule: messenger RNA, 1782 nt
Organism: Emericellopsis atlantica
Lineage: Eukaryota; Fungi; Ascomycota; Sordariomycetes; Hypocreales; Bionectriaceae
Exons: 2
Coding region: 1-1782 (593 amino acids)
Source: RefSeq, a predicted model, not a curated record